Molecule: messenger RNA, 333 nt
Organism: Amoebophrya sp. A120
Lineage: Eukaryota; Dinophyceae; Syndiniales; Amoebophryaceae
Source: the annotation of a GenBank genome assembly
AUGCAAAGAAUUGGGACUGACCGCAUUCUCAUUUUGGUGCUGAUGGGCACACCGGGUUCGGGGAAUUGCACUUUUGCUGCGAACUUGAAGCUAAACUGCCGACCAGAAACGCGUGUGGACAUUAUUUCGCGAGACGACCUCACCAGGCGCUGGGCCUGUGUGAAGCAAUUUCGGGAGCUUAAUGAAGACUUUUUGUCGGGCAAUACAGACAGACCUUUCAGUAAUCUUGACGUCACAGGCGGCGUCGUCGUGGACGAAAGCGAAAGGAAAGAAGAGUACUGUUCAGAAUACGAAAACCUUCUCCUGAUCAUCGCCCGGUGCAACAUCGAUUAG